AGUUGCUGCUGUGUGAGAAACAGACAAAGAAUAUUGUUCUGGUUUUAAUAUAAUUUCAUGCACCGUGUUCCUGAUCAUCAUUUGAAGGCAAAUAACUCUCGGCCAGUGUUUCUAAUAGCAACCGUGUCAGACGCCUCUCAUUGUGUCGUCUAACCUUCACUCUCACCUUGAUGCUGUGAAUCAGAAAAAUUGACAUUACGUGAAAAUGUGAUUUUCAAAGUGAAACAAACAGACAGAGCUCUGAGCUGCGUUCACACAAUAAAAGACACUUCGGUCUUCAGUCCGUCAGCUGAAGAAGACAGUUAGCUGUGACGAUGCAUCUAUAAAAUAAAAGAUCUAAUACAAAACUCCAAAGUGUGCUCUCUCCCUAAGAGGGCAAUCAAGCAGGUGCCUGGUUAGUCAUGAUGGCUAAACAUACAGUCCCGUGGGUGUCUCCUGUUUCCAGCUGAGAGUACUUGUUCACAGUGCUGAUUUCCAUCAGAACAGGGCAGAGAAAGUGUCAGGUAAAUGGCUGCUUGUUCACCGCCAGGACUCAAACACUGCGGAGAGCUGAACUGGGCAGCAGCUCAGAGGGGAUAAAAAAGCGAACAUGAAGAUUAUUAUUAACUGCGUUUGUUACACAACGUUGCAAAGAAAGGCCUUGCAUUUGAAACAAAAUAGAAACUGUGAUAAAAAAAAAAAAGAAUGUUUCACCCAGAUUUAACCUCUCCAGCAGUGGAUCUUCAACAAGUAAAAGUACAAAUACAUUAAGUAUCAGAAGUACUCCUGUGACUAAUAUUACAGUCCAUACUGAUGCAUCAAUGUAAGAGAGAGUUUAGUCCAUGUGGGUGUGAAAGUGAAAUCAACAACUCAUGACGACGAGUCACAACUCUGUAUCACUGUUUGUUAAAGCAACUUUUCUCUCGAUUCCCGAGGUUGACGCGGGAGAGGAGCUGGUGUCGUGCCAGAACCAGAGCAGGCGGCAGUGUAACCGGGCUCAGCAGCCACUAUGGACAUAAUGGCAGAGGAGAAAAGACCGAAGAGGACGCUGACGGAGGAAGCGAAAAGAAGAGAGUGAGCGGGCAAGAUGAUUGAUGAUUGGUUGAUGAUUGGCUGUUAGCAAAGUUGUCGGGAUUCAAGCCCACGGUAUCGAAGGCCUGCCCAAAACCAAGCCAAUCGCGAUGUUCCAGGUUUUAUGGAAAGACGAGACAUCCAUCUGGACCAAACUUUGUUCUGUGGUUUGGAGAGACCUCCUUCUCUUUUACCAUCCGAUGUUGGAGGUAAAUGCUGAUCCACUUUGACAGAAAUGAUCCAGGGGAACAUCAAGAACAUCUCAGAUCAUCACCCAACGAUGCCUGUGGAGGUCUGCCCACCCCACAAAAAGAUGGACAAACUAUUUUUCUAUUGGUGGUAGCAUUGUACAUCAUCUUCAGAGAAGCCUGAACAUUUGAACUUCACCCCUCUAGUGCCCUGUGUGUGAAAGACCAACUCCAGGAGAGAGAUGCUGAAUUUAGAUCGCGAAAAAAGACCAACAACACGUUUCUGAAACAGUUUCAGCAACCAACAACCUCCACGAAGGAGGAUCUACCACAGGACUGUGUUUGUUUCAACUCACUGUGCAUAGGUCAGACGCUGACAUCUUGUGGUGGAUUCACAAACUGCUCCGUGAAAAGUCACAGUGUUUCUAUGGCUACAGAAAAGUGAUAGAAACUGUACCGCGGUCCUGACAAUUAACAGCCGGGCUGGUAACCGUCUGGGCACGGAGGACACAAAGAACAGUGUUUUUUCUUAAAUGUGAUGCAGAACUGCAAUUUGCAUUUUUUCUUUUUUCAGUUCAUGAAGGACUCUUUAAAAAAAUGAGCUGAUGUUUGAUCUGCAACAAACCGCAACCAGCUUUAAUCGUCUUUAAUCUUAAAUUUGUGCAGAUAUUUCCAAUAAAUCAAUCAAACAUCGACCCUCCUCAUAUAUUUGAUAUUACGAUAAAUGAAUCUUGUGCAUGCAAGCAAAGUGUAUGCACGGCAUCUUAUUCACACACACACACACACAGGUGCAUACACACUCCCACACAGGCACAAAGAACAGUUUCCUCUCGCACAAUUACAACAUGUGCCGUCAUCCGGCCUCCUUGAUGGUUGUCAUGGAGAUGUCAUUGAUAAGGUGGACAAAAUAAAUAUAUAUAUUUUUUCUUCUUCUUCUUCUUCUUCUUCUCUCUGAGCGUAAACUAAAGAAGAGAAAAGUCCUGCGAGGCGGCCACAAUUAAAAGGCUGAAUCAGAACUCCCAUUUGUUUUGUUUUUUUGUAAAUGGAAAGACAAAUCAGACAUGCUGCUGUGUGUGUUGCAGCGCUGGGUUGCUAUAGUGCUUCACCUUGUGUGUUCAUCUCUGUCAACCUUUUUCUCUGUAACUCUCCAGAGCUCUGCUUACUGCUGCUGCUGCUGCGGUGAUGAUGGAUUAACCAUUUCUUAGACCAGCCUGACGACAAGCCUCUAUCACUCUCUCUCACUCACUCACUCACUCUCUCUCUCUCUCUCACUCCAUCAUCACAUACUUUGUCUGAGGAGCAAACACAAUCUGAAAAACCUUGACUGCUGCUGCUGCUGCUGCCUCUUCUGACUUCCACACACACAACACCGCCUGGUCACUGAGGACGUCAGUCGCAGUCUCUGCAACAAGGGAGUAAAUGUCUGCAAGAGAGGACUGAUCACACACAGCUGAAGAAACCUGUCCGACUACAUCUCCAAAACCACCUGCUGGGACCAAGAGGGAUGGAGGGCGAAGGCUGUAAUCCUGGGGUAGCUAUGGAUUCAGGUAAUCCCUUGCUAAAAGCAGUCUUCCUCCGCCGCUUGCGACUCACACGGCUGCUCCUGGAGGGAGGCGCUUACAUCAACGAGAGUGACAGCCAAGGCCAAACACCCCUGAUGGUGGCCUGCAGGACCCAACAUAUCGAUGCCCAGAGCGCCAGCAGGGUCAAGCUGGUCCAGUUUCUUCUAGAGAAAGGAGCAGACCCGAACAUCCAGGACAAGGAAGGUCGCUCUGCGCUGAUGCACGCCUGUCAGGAGCAGGCAGGUACCGAGGUGGUGUCUCUACUCCUGGCCAGUGGAGCCGACAUUAGCCUGGAAGAUCAGUCCGGGACAUCAGCGUUGGUCUACGCAGUCAUGGCUGGAGACUGGAAGGUUCUGAAGUUAAUGCUGGACACGUGCAAGGCUAAGGGCAAAGAGGUGAUUAUCAUAACGACUGACAAAUUCCCAUGUGGGAAACUACAAGCCAAGCAGUACCUCAGCAUUCCUCCACUUAGUCCUCUUGACCAGACGGACAAAACAACGUCAGCAGCUCCUGCAUCUCCUUCUGAAAUUCAGCUCAUCACUUCCCCCCAGUGCUCCUCCUCUACCCUGUGUCCCCCAAAGCCCGUCUUCUCCUUCAAAGAAGCCCAGUCUUGUGGGGUAAACUCCCAUCCAUGUUCCCCAUCGAGGUUUCAACGACUUGGCCAAGCGGUGCCAAACGGACUGCAGCAGCCCCUCCUGAGGUUGAACUCUGAGCCCUGGCUAAAGAUCCCAGCGUCUCUGCUCACCCAGCAGCUUCCGGCGGGCGGCAAAGACCUCAGUGAAAGUGAGGAGCUCGCUCUCUUAAAACCGGAUGGGGACAACAGCGUAAAUUCAACUGGCAGCUUCAGAUGCUAUGAAGGACAACUGGCGAGGGACAAAGGACUCGAAGGAAACGGAAAGAGUGAAUGUGCCAAACACGUGGAACAAAAGAUGUCCUUGCCAGGUCUCAUCUCAUCCCACUCAGCCUCCCACCCCAACCUCCACUCUGUAAACCUUGGAACGGAUACAAUCGCCUCAUCUUCCUCCUUUUCAAGUGGGAAAACUCUUAGCACUCCACUCCACAGCAUGGCCUCAUCGAGCCUGCAUAGCAUAAUCCAGAGGCGCAAGCUUGGGGCGGACAUCUACAGCUCUGACCCUCAGCUAGCUGUAGACAUCCAAAACCUCCCCGAGGAGUCCCAACAAAGAACAAGAGACCUAGCAGAUGGCAAGAGGUUGGCGCCCUUACGCUGCUCCAGUACGCUCGGAUCCAGGGAGUCAUUCUCGGGCCCAAACAGGAGGGUGCUGUCUGGGUUUGAACGCAGAGGGUCUGGAGCCUUCUUGUUGGACCACAACUCCCAGGUCAGGCCAAGAUCUCUGCCACCUUUGACCCUCAACUCCACCAACAACACCCCCCUCCUUAAUGUUUAUAACCUCAGCUCCAGUGCUGGAAGUGGUUUCUGUGAGAAAGAGCCCGGCUUGAGAAAUUUCCUUCCCUCUGCACCUCCUGGACACCCCAAAGAGAUGACCCGGCGGAUGCUGCUGAGGAGACACUCGAUCCAGACCGAACAGUUCAAAACCACGGCUUGAAAUUUGACCAAGAUGGGGAAGAGAAGUUCAUCAGCGUGUUUUAGUGUUUUGUUACGUGAUGUAGUGUCCGUGUAGUGAAAUUCAAUGAGCCAAAGAGGAUGUACAAGAAUGACAAAAUAUCCUUUAUCGAUGUAUCUUCCUCUGCUUUAGUGUACUGUGUGUUGUCACUGUGCAUGUAGCUUCAGUGUGCAGUUUAUAUGUGCAACACUUUUCUGGUCACUUGGGGGCAGCAGGAAAAACACAACAUCGGACUUCCUGUCGUCUUAUGAAGUCGUUACACAUACAGCAGAAGUGACUUUUAGCUCAGUUUUGGUCUCAAUUUUGGGUAUUUUGAAAUACCAAGCUCUAAAUGCUUCAUGGUGUUCAACAGCUAGUCUCUGUGUUUUUAUUCAGUUUCAUGCUGGCACUAUAGAGUAGGUUUAUCCAAGCUUUUUUUUUUUUUGGGAAACUAGGUUGAUGAGAGCGGAACCAAAACAAUAAGCUAAACGGACUCAAAGGCAACAGCACAUAUGACGUAUGACAGUAUUGUACCGAUGAUUCUCUGUAGAUUUGUCACUUUUAACGUUAUUUAUGUCCAUUCGAUGCAUUCUUGAUAGAAGAAAUAUUGAUUAGUGCAGCUUUAAAGUCACUGAGGCGAAUUCACAGAUUUUGCAGCUGCUGAACCUGCAACGAGUAAGACACAAAAAACAAAUCAUGAAAUUGUCAAAGCAACACUGCGAAGCAAUUUACCGCCUUAGUGUAAUCCUACUGUGGUAAAUAUGUUCAGCUGUACUCGAGUAUUUGUUCAGAUUACAUUACUUAUGAUCAAAAACUAAAGAGUCGACGUCAACUAACAAAUAGAGCUAACAGACUGAGCUAACAAAUAGAGCUAACAGACUGAGC
Larimichthys crocea (large yellow croaker) is the source of this 5247-nucleotide messenger RNA. RefSeq names its product ankyrin repeat domain 34Ba (gene ankrd34ba). Gene Ontology annotation, molecular function: protein binding. The record is from RefSeq and is a predicted model, not a curated record. NCBI's taxonomy places the organism in Eukaryota, Metazoa, Chordata, Actinopteri, Sciaenidae. The coding region runs from base 2743 to 4365 and encodes 540 amino acids. The transcript has 2 exons.